Miscanthus lutarioriparius is the source of this 1179-nucleotide messenger RNA. The record is from the annotation of a GenBank genome assembly. NCBI's taxonomy places the organism in Eukaryota, Viridiplantae, Streptophyta, Magnoliopsida, Poales, Poaceae.
AUGGCGAUCCCUCCCCGGAUCACGGCGGCCGGUGGCGGCGGCCGCAAGCCGAGGGUGCCGCCGCUCCCACCGGCGAGAACUCUCCUGACCGCUUUUGCCGCGGCGGCGGCGCUGGCUGUCCUUUGCCUCGUCUCCUCGUCCCCCGCCGCCUCGCUGUCAGGUUCUUGGAGAUCCGGGGCUAGGAGCGGCGACAAGUACCUUUACUGGGGCAGCCGCGUGGAUUGCCCCGGCAAACACUGCGGCUCCUGCGCGGGGCUCGGGCACCAGGAGUCCAGCCUCCGCUGUGCUCUCGAGGAGGCCCUUUUCCUUGGCAGAACAUUUGUGAUGCCCUCAAGAAUGUGCCUAAGUUCACUGCAUAACACAAAGGGAGUUAUCCAAAGUGGUGCAACUACAAAACAGAGAUGGGAAGAAAGUUCUUGUGCAAUGGAAUCUCUAUACGAUAUAGAUCAGAUCUCAAGAACAGUACCGGUUAUUCUGGACAACUCAAAAAAAUGGCAUGAUAUAGUAUCAAGAAGCAUGAAACUAGAAGUGGGAGGUGUGGCACAUGUGCAAGGAAUUAGUAGAGGUGAACUCAAACAAAAUCCCCUAUACUCAACAGCUCUCGUAAUAAACCGCACUGCAAGUCCCCUUGCUUGGUUUAUGGAGUGCAAGGAUCGCAACAACCGCAGCUCAGUGAUGUUAUCCUACAACUUUUUGCCAAGUAUGCCAGCACAAAAAUUGAGGGAUGCAGCAAAUAAGAUGAAAGAAACACUUGGUGAUUAUGAUGCUAUUCAUGUGAGACGCGGCGAUCUAUUGAAAAAUAGGAAAGAUAGAUUUGGUGUCGAACGGAGCCUUCAUCCUCAUCUAGACAGAGAUACCCGCCCUGAGUACAUCAGAAACAUAAUUGCAAAAUGGAUUCCACCAGGUCGAACUCUGUACAUUGCAUCAAAUGAAAGAACUCCAGGCUUCUUUUCCGCUCUGUCAGACAGGUACAAGUUAGCAUACUCGUCCAACUUCAGUAGCAUAUUGGACCCAAUAAUUGAGAAUAACUAUCAGCUAUUCAUGGUAGAGAGGCUAAUGAUGCAAGGAGCAAAGACAUUUGUCAAGACAAUGAGAGAAUUUGACAGUGAUUUGACCCUUUGUGAUGAUCCCAAAAAGAACACCAAAGUCUGGCAAAAGCCAGUAUAUACAGAUGAUUGA